This is a messenger RNA of Chinchilla lanigera (long-tailed chinchilla), 3163 nucleotides long. It is a transcript of the gene Mapk8ip2, whose product is annotated as mitogen-activated protein kinase 8 interacting protein 2. Gene Ontology annotation, molecular function: protein binding. NCBI's taxonomy places the organism in Eukaryota, Metazoa, Chordata, Mammalia, Rodentia, Chinchillidae. The record is from RefSeq and is a predicted model, not a curated record. Gene Ontology annotation, cellular component: cytoplasm. Gene Ontology annotation, biological process: regulation of JNK cascade.
CCAUUUACGCGGCGCAGACCCCAGCUCUGCCAGUCGGAUCCCCCGGGGCGGUCUCGCAGCUCCCAGGGCCGCACCCACCCCUCGGCGACGCCCCUCCACGAACUGCGCACCGCAGCUCUCCGAGCCGCCAGCCUUUCCCGGGAAGAUGGCGGAUCGCGCGGAGAUGUUCUCCCUCUCCACCUUCCACUCGCUGUCGCCGCCCGGCUGCAGGCCUCCCCAGGACAUAAGCCUGGAAGAAUUUGAUGAUGAAGACUUGUCUGAGAUCACUGAUGACUGCGGCCUGGGCCUCAGCUAUGACUCGGACCACUGCGAGAAGGACAGCCUUUCCUUGGGACGCUCAGAGCAGCCGCACCCCAUCUGCUCCUUUCAAGACGACUUCCAGGAGUUUGAGAUGAUUGAUGACAAUGAAGAGGAGGAAGAAGACGAAGAAGAAGAGGAGGAAGAGGAAGAGGAAGAGGAGGAGGAGGAGGGAGAUAAGGAGGGAGGAGGCCCUGGCUCAGAGGUACCUUCAGGGGAGCCCCUUAUCCCCUCGCCUUCCCUGGAGGAGCCCCACAAGCACCGACCCACCACACUCCACCUGACCACGCUGGGCGCCCAGGAUUCCCUGAACAACAAUGGAGGCUUCGUCCCUGCGCCCGGAGCCUCCUGGCCCCAGACUGUGCUCCGCUCGCCAGCCUUGGAGCCCCGCAGAGAGCACCCCGGGCCCCUCCCUCCCGCGGAAGACGCCUCCCGACAGGCGCAGGCGCUGUCCCCGGGUUGCGACUGCGAGGGCAACCCUGCGCCCUUGCCGCCCGCGCCCGGCGGGGCCUCGCCCUCCUCAGACCCCGGGAUCGAGGCCGACCUGAGGAGCCGCUCCAGUGGGGGGCCCGGGGGCCGGCGCAGCAGCCAGGAGCUGUCGUCGCCGGGCUCGGACUCGGAGGACGCGGGCGCGCGCCUGGGCCGCAUGAUCUCGUCCAUCUCGGAGACCGAGCUGGAGCUGAGCAGCGACGGCGGCAGCACCAGCAGCGGCCGCUCCUCGCACCUCACCAACUCCAUCGAGGAGGCGUCCUCGCCCGCGUCCGAGCCCGAGCCCGAGCCCGAGCCCCCGCGCCGCCCGGCCUUCCUGCCCGUGGGCCCCGACGACACCAACAGCGAGUACGAGUCCGGGUCCGAGUCCGAGCCCGACCUCAGCGAGGACGCCGACUCGCCCUGGCUGCUCAGCAACCUGGUGAGCCGCAUGAUCUCCGAGGGCUCCUCGCCCAUUCGCUGCCCCGGCCAGUGCCUGUCCCCCGCGCCGCGCCUGCCCUCCGGCCCCGAGUCACCGCCAGCCGCGCGCUCGGCACCCGGCCGCCCCGCGCGCCCUGGCCGCGCCUGCUCGGCCGCCUGCUCGGAGGAGGAGGACGAGGAGGACGAGGAGGACGAGGAUGAGGCGGAGGACAGUGUGGGUCCCCCGGGAGGCCGGGGCUCGGGCUCCGCUGCACCGCUGGACGCCUCGUUGGUGUAUGACGCGGUCAAGUACACGCUGGUGGUGGAUGAGCACACGCAGCUAGAGCUGGUGAGCCUGCGACGGUGUGCCGGCCUGGGUGAGGACAGCGAGGACAGCAGCGGGGAGGCCAGCGAGGAGGAGGCCGGUGCCGGAAUGCUAGGCAGCGAGCAGGGCCCAGCAGAUGACUCUCCCGACAGCCCUGACCUCACCUUCUCCAAGAAGUUUCUCAAUGUGUUUGUCAACAGCACCUCUCGAUCCUCCAGCACAGAAUCCUUUGGCCUUUUUUCCUGUUUGGUGAACGGGGAGGAGAGGGAGCAGACCCACCGGGCUGUCUUCAGGUUCAUCCCUCGACAUCCAGAUGAGCUGGAGCUAGACGUGGAUGACCCAGUGCUGGUAGAAGCUGAGGAGGAUGACUUCUGGUUCCGAGGCUUCAACAUGCGCACCGGGGAGCGUGGAGUGUUCCCAGCCUUCUACGCCCACGCAGUGCCUGGCCCUGCCAAGGAUCUGCUAGGGAGCAAGCGGAGCCCCUGCUGGGUAGAGCGGUUUGAUGUGCAGUUCCUUGGCUCUGUGGAGGUGCCCUGCCACCAGGGCAAUGGCAUCCUGUGUGCGGCCAUGCAGAAGAUUGCCACUGCCCGGAAGCUGACUGUCCACCUGCGCCCUCCUGCCUCCUGUGACCUUGAGAUCUCUCUGCGGGGUGUCAAGCUGAGUCUGAGUGGAGGAGGGCCUGAGUUCCAGCGCUGCAGCCACUUCUUCCAGAUGAAGAACAUCUCCUUCUGCGGCUGUCACCCCCGCAAUAGCUGCUACUUUGGCUUCAUUACCAAACACCCCCUGCUGAGCCGCUUCGCCUGCCACGUCUUUGUGUCUCAGGAGUCCAUGAGGCCAGUGGCGCAGAGUGUCGGCCGUGCCUUCCUGGAGUACUACCAGGAGCACCUGGCGUACGCCUGCCCCACAGAGGACAUCUACCUGGAGUAGCCACCUGCACCUCAGCUCCCACCUCACCACUCCAGGGCAGCUGCAGCUGGGGUGUCUUCAGGCCGCCAUGGCUUUGGCAAGGACUGGACUGGGGGAUGUGGGGCCCCACAUCUGUGGGGGUCUCCAGGCUGAGAAAUCUCGUCCUCAAUCCCCAGGGCAUGGCUGUGGGGGCUGCAGAGGGUGGAGCCCCUGGUGCCACCCACUUCUCCUCAAUGCAUCCUUUCUGUUGUCCUCUGUCCUGACCUUCAACUUCCCCUUUCCUCCGUCUUUGCCCUUUUCUGUGCCUGCAGACCUCACCCUUUGCUCUCUAUUUUGGGGUCAGAACUUGGGGGGUGUGGAGGAAGGUGAGGCUUGAGGUGACCCAUGAUACAAGCUCCCCAGUGACCCACUUCUGCCCUUCCCCUGUAAUUUAUAAAGGAAUUUUAAUUUUUAUAGUGAAUCUCAAGGGAUCAUCCCAUCCUUGACCACAGGGACAGAGAGGGACCCAUUCUACAGGGAGCUGGGGGAAGUAGGGGGCAUUUCCUGAGGGAGGCUUGGGGUGAUUAGUAGUGUUUCUGGAUGCCCACUGAAGCCCCCAUGCUGCUAGGAGGAGGGGGCCCUGCUGGGCACCACCCCACAUCAUCUGCUUUGCCGCUAGCACCCCCGCAGUCCAGGAAAAUCUGCCCAUGUGGGCACGCUGUGUACAUGGGCCCUGCCCGUGGCCUCAAUAAACUCUGCUUGGUGUGA